Messenger RNA from Exophiala xenobiotica, 1662 nucleotides. RefSeq lists its product as uncharacterized. Bases 1 to 1662 code for a protein of 553 amino acids. The record is from RefSeq and is a predicted model, not a curated record. The transcript has 3 exons. NCBI's taxonomy places the organism in Eukaryota, Fungi, Ascomycota, Eurotiomycetes, Chaetothyriales, Herpotrichiellaceae.
AUGGUAAAUUGGGACCAAGUAACUAGAUGGAUUGUCGGUCGCGGUGUGGCCGAGAAGAGCGAUCAGAAGAAGCUCGAGCGCCAGUAUAAAACAGUCGGAGAGUCGCUCAGACUCGUGCAGGAGGUGGCGAAUGAGCCGACCCUGCCAGCUGCGAGCUCGACAGCGCCACCAUCGAUCUACGGGAGCCCCGAUCCGAAUCGACGCAAACCCCGUAACGAGUCUCUCAUCUCUGCUCCAAGACUGGGAUGCACAAGGUCCAUCUCCACCCCUGCCGUCCCUUCUCUCGCCGAAAAACUUCCCAACCUCUCUCCAUACAUACCAACAUACGACCUGAGCAAGGAGGAAGUGAAGAGAAACUACAGUUGUGACGGUGAAUGGAAGCUCAAAGACCAGCCCACUAUCCCUCUACCAGAGAUGACAGGCUUUGGAAGAUAUCGAAGAGCCGUGAAUGCAUCAAGGGACUGGCAACUAGAACGUGCUGAGCGCAGCCUCCAUGAAAUGAAAACCUUUGUUUUCAGUCAUCUCGGAGAUUGCCCUCCUGCUGGUAUGGACGCAGACAUCUGGCGCGGCUUCAAAGCGCAGCACUCGCGGAGUAGUAGCAUUGCGAGUUCAGUCAGCUCGAGUUCAGUGGAGGAGACUACCGGCACCAAAAUAAGCCGCGGCUUCUGCGCCUCAACCACUUCCAGUGCAGCAAGCUCUUUCAAAGACCCGGCAAGCCAACAUCGAAGGGACUCAAACUUGUCCAAGACCAGCAUGACAAGCCCAAGCAGCGAUGGAGACACCAAAUCCAUUCGUCCAUCGAGUCGCGCACCAUUCUCUCGCCAUGCCAGCACGGCAUCGAUUAGCCCGCUGGCUGUCAUCAGCGAAUUGCAGGAGAUGGCCGCGAACCCCCAGCGAAAGAUGGAAAAGGCAUGCAGGUUUUAUGGAAAUGCCAACAAUGAAAGCGCGGUCGCUUCAGACGAAGACGAGGAAUUCGCAUGGAACGAUAUGCUUGAGCUCGGCGGUGGCGCCAGCAAUCUCUCCAAGCGCCUUCAUCAGCGCACAUCAUCAUCGAAAAGCAAGGCCAAUGUCAAGCCGACCUUGACUCGCCAGCGAACAAUUUCUCAAGAGAGGCCGAAGUCGAGGGCGUCCAACUCGCGAAGACCUCCACUUGACAGGUCAAAGACCAUCAAAGCUUCCAACCGGGUGAGCAAUGUUCGCUUUCAUGUCCCAAGAAGGAGUUCGGACCAGGAGAGGUCAGACUGUCAGGAGCCUCUCGAUCGGGCGCAUUUGGGAAGCCACCAGAAGGCAUCUGGAGACCACGAGGCUUCAGAAAAUCAACGGUCGAUCACACAUGCCCCAAGUCAGAAUGUCCGUGUCACAGAUCCGACCACAGAGUCCGAAGGUGGCAAAAUGGAAUCCUCCACACACCAAAAGGCUGAGAGCAUUAGCCAGGGAGAGUCAGCCGACAGGCUCAGCCCAUCUCCCGGUCAGGUUCAGGGCAAGUCGAAUGGUUUUGCCGUUUCUAGGGAAAUCGCCUCUGCUGAAAACCUCCUGAAUCUGAUGCCAAUCCCAGUAGACUCCGGAAGAAGAAGAUCGGGGACUGUCUGUACGAUUGUCACAAUCACCUCGGACGCUGUGGAUACCAAGUCAGGACCCACCACUUCAAGCAAGACAGCUUGA